AUGCCAGAAUUUGAUAAAUACACUACACCACUUUCUUCCAGAUAUGCUUCUGAUGAAAUGUCUGCAAUUUUCUCAUUGAGAAAUAGAUUUUCAACAUGGAGAAAAUUAUGGUUAAAUUUAGCCAUUGCUGAGAAGGAGCUAGGACUUGAUAUAAUUACCGAUGGUGCUAUUGAGUCUAUGCAGAAGCAUUUGGAGAUUACAGAUGAAGAAAUAGCAAAAGCUUCUGCUCAAGAAGCAAUUGUCAGACAUGACGUUAUGGCCCAUGUUCACACUUUUGGUGAAACUUGCCCUGAAGCAGCAGCUAUUAUACAUUUAGGUGCCACUUCCUGUUAUGUGACAGAUAACGCAGACUUGAUUUUUUUAAGAGAUGCGUAUGAUAUUUUAAUUCCUAAACUAGUGAAUGUUAUAAAUAGACUCUGUAAGUUUGCAAUGGCCAAUAAGGACCUCCCAGUGCUAGGCUGGACUCAUUUCCAGCCGGCUCAAUUAACCACAUUAGGUAAGAGAGCGACAUUAUGGAUUCAAGAGCUUUUGUGGGACUUAAGAAACUUCGAAAGAGCAAGAAACGAUAUUGGUUUAAGAGGUGUUAAGGGUACCACUGGUACACAAGCUUCUUUUUUGGCUUUAUUCCAUGGAGACCAUAAUAAAGUAGAAAAAUUAGACGAAAGAGUGGUGGAAUUAUUAGGUUUUGAUACCGUCUAUCCAGUUACAGGCCAAACUUAUUCAAGAAAAAUUGAUAUUGAUGCCUUUGCGCCACUGUCUUCGUUUGCUGCCACUGCUCAUAAGAUGGCUACUGAUAUAAGGUUGCUAGCUAAUUUGAAGGAAGUAGAAGAGCCUUUUGAAAAGUCACAAAUCGGUUCAUCAGCUAUGGCCUAUAAAAGAAAUCCAAUGCGUUGCGAGCGUGUUUGUUCAUUGGCGAGACAUUUAGGCUCUCUUUUCAAUGAUAUGGUUCAAACUGCAUCUGUCCAAUGGUUUGAAAGAACUUUAGAUGAUUCCGCUAUCAGAAGAAUUUCAUUACCAAGUGGAUUUUUAACCGCAGAUAUUUUGCUGACUACUUUAUUAAAUAUCUCAUCCGGUUUAGUUGUUUAUCCUAAAGUCAUUGAAAGAAGAAUUAAAAGUGAGUUACCUUUCAUGGCUACCGAGAACUUUAUUAUGGCCAUGGUGGAAAAGGGUGCUUCAAGGCAAGAAGUUCAUGAACGCAUAAGGGUUCUAUCGCAUCAAGCAGCAGCUGUCGUCAAGGAAGAAGGUGGCGACAAUGAUUUAAUUGAAAGAAUUAAGAAGGAUGACUUCUUUGAACCAAUUUGGACUGAGCUUGAUAGCUUGCUAGAUCCAGCAACUUUCAUCGGUAGAGCUCCUCAACAGGUAGAAAAGUUCGUCUCGCAUGACGUAGCAACCGCUUUAAAACCUUAUGCAUCAUCCAUUGAUGAUACCGAGGUUAAAUUAAACGUUUAG
This is a messenger RNA of Kazachstania africana CBS 2517, 1449 nucleotides long. RefSeq names its product adenylosuccinase ADE13 (gene ADE13). Gene Ontology annotation, cellular component: cytosol. The record is from RefSeq and is a predicted model, not a curated record. Gene Ontology annotation, molecular function: (S)-2-(5-amino-1-(5-phospho-D-ribosyl)imidazole-4-carboxamido) succinate lyase (fumarate-forming) activity; N6-(1,2-dicarboxyethyl)AMP AMP-lyase (fumarate-forming) activity. Gene Ontology annotation, biological process: 'de novo' AMP biosynthetic process. Lineage: Eukaryota; Fungi; Ascomycota; Saccharomycetes; Saccharomycetales; Saccharomycetaceae. The transcript has a single exon. The coding region runs from base 1 to 1449 and encodes 482 amino acids.